GGAAGGCUGGGAACUGACACCCCAGACACCAGGGCGCGAAGAAGUGACAGCUCCACAGUGACACCGACUGCCCCAGGAUUCAGAAGAGACUGAGGACACGCAGGCCAUGUCAUCAUGGAAACAGAAGUGUAUUCAUUUCUCCUUGGCCCUGCAGUGAUCCCCUCUCUGCCCAGCUGCAUCGCACUCCUUGUUACACUCCAGAUCCACCAGCUGAUGGCAGCCCAGUUCAAAGUGAUUGGAUCAGACCAGCCACUCGUUGUCUCUGUGGGAGAAGACGCCGUCCUCCCCUGCCACCUCUCCCCCAGCAUGAGCGCUGCGAGCAUGGAGGUGAGGUGGUUCCAGUCUCAGGUCUCUCCCUACGUGCACUUGUACCAAGAUGGACAGGAUCAGGAUGGGCAGCAGAUGUCUGAAUAUCGAGAGAGGACUUCGCUCAUAAAGGAUGACAUCACCAAUGGGAGCGUCUCCCUAAUAAUACACAGUGUCCGACCCUCUGACCACGGGCAGUACAAGUGCUUUUUCCAGUCCGAUGUCUACUAUGAAGAAGCUCUGUUGGAACUGCAGGUGACAGCUAUGGGCUCUGCCCUGCACAUCUCUGCUGAUGGGUACCAGGAUGGAGGGAUACGGGUUGGAUGUCGAUCGGCUGGAUGGCACCCAGAGCCCAAGGCUGAGUGGAGAGAUCACCGUGGGCAGCUACUACCUCCAACCUCUGAGAAAAUAUCCAUGGAUGCUGGUGGGCUGUUUCACACAGAGAUUUCUACUGUUAUCAUGGAAGAGUCUAACCGAAACGUGACCUGUUCUGUCAGGAAUCUGGUCCUCAACCGGGAAAAAGCAGCAAAAAUCGAUAUCGCAGAUCAAUUUUUCCCACGGGUCUCUGUCACGGUGGUGGCUCUGGCUGUGGUGGUGGCGGUCCUGGGGCUUGGCUAUGUCCUGUUCCUUAUCUGGAUCUGUUUCUUAAUUGUAAGUGACUCUGAUCUCUGAACUGAAGAGUGAAAAAGGUGCAUGCCGGGGACUGUGUGAUGUGUUAAAGAAUUUCUGUGACCCUUUCCACCAAAUAGAGAUGACUGGAAAUAGGACUGAGAUCAGACGGAGACGUGUGCCAUCCUGACCCCACAUAACAGCCCUCAC
Molecule: messenger RNA, 1125 nt
Organism: Alligator sinensis (Chinese alligator)
Lineage: Eukaryota; Metazoa; Chordata; Crocodylia; Alligatoridae
Product: butyrophilin subfamily 1 member A1-like
Exons: 7
Coding region: 115-978 (287 amino acids)
Biological process (GO): T cell receptor signaling pathway; regulation of cytokine production
Cellular component (GO): external side of plasma membrane
Molecular function (GO): signaling receptor binding
Source: RefSeq, a predicted model, not a curated record